Molecule: messenger RNA, 1920 nt
Organism: Uloborus diversus
Lineage: Eukaryota; Metazoa; Arthropoda; Arachnida; Araneae; Uloboridae
Product: UDP-glucose 4-epimerase-like
Exons: 9
Coding region: 341-1405 (354 amino acids)
Biological process (GO): beta-D-galactose catabolic process via UDP-galactose, Leloir pathway
Cellular component (GO): cytosol
Molecular function (GO): UDP-glucose 4-epimerase activity
Source: RefSeq, a predicted model, not a curated record
UGUACUAAUGUAAACAAGAAGGAUAAAAAUAUUUGACUGAUUGUAAUAUUCAUAGUUUUAUUGUUUUUUCUCCUACAGUAAACAAAAGAAAUGCACGCAUUGUGUGAAAAGAAAUGAGUUAUUGAGCGGAAAAAAAAAAAAAUAUGGAUUCGGGAACCCGAGUAGCAAAAUUUAAAAGUUUACGAUGGGUUUUGUUUUUGCUACUGCUGCGCAAGUGAGAUCUCUGUGUAAUUUAAUCUUAUGAUAAGUGACGGCUUAGGAUGACAUAAUGCGUACACGUGUGCAAGAUUGCAUUGCGUUGUACUAUUCUCUGUUUCUAAGCGAGCUUUAGCGAUUGAAAAUGAAUGAUAAUGAAAAGACUGAGAUAUUCGUAACUGGUGGUGCUGGCUAUGUAGGAAGUCAUUCAAUUCUAGAGUUAUUGAAAAAUGGGUAUAGUGUUGUUGCUGUUGACAAUUUCUCAAAUUCUAAACCUGGCAAAGACCAAACUAUGCCUGAGAGUUUGAAAAGGGUUCAAUGUUUGGCUGGUAAAGAGCUUACAUUUUAUGAGGUUGACCUUUUAAACAAAGAUAGUUUGAAGCAAAUUUUCCAAAAGCAUACAUUUUCAUGUGUGGUCCACUUUGCUGCCUUAAAAGCUGUUGGUGAAUCUUGUAGAGUACCUUUAGAUUAUUACCGCAACAAUGUGGGUGGCUCAGUGAAUCUUUUAGAAGUUAUGCAGGAGUUUAAUGUGAAAAGGAUAGUUUUCUCUAGUUCAGCAACUGUAUAUGGUGUGCCUUUAUAUCUUCCAAUUGAUGAAACACAUCCAGUUGGUUCCACAUGCACCAAUCCUUAUGGUCGGACCAAAUAUUUUAUUGAGGAAAUCUUAAAAGAUGUUUCAAAAUCAGAAAAAGGCUGGUCUGUCAUUUUGCUGAGAUAUUUUAAUCCUGUUGGAGCACAUGAAUCUGGCAUCAUAGGAGAGGAUCCACAUGGUGUGCCAAAUAAUCUCAUGCCAUACAUUUCACAAGUUGCUGUUGGUCGCCUAAAAGAGUUAAUGGUGUUUGGAAAUGAUUAUGACACUGUGGAUGGAACUGGUGUGAGAGAUUUUAUUCAUGUUAUGGAUUUAGCUGAAGGUCAUGUAUCAGCUGUAAAGGAAAUCCUGACAGCCGAGUUUAAAGGAUGCACGGCAUACAAUUUAGGAACUGGUAAAGGAUAUUCUGUUCUUGAAGUAAUAAAAGCAUUUGAAGAUGCCUGCUCAGUUAAGAUACCUUAUAUUAUUGUUGAUCGUAGAGAUGGGGAUGUUGAUAGUAUUUAUGCAGAUGUAUCAUUGGCGGAGAAGUGUCUUGGUUGGAAAUCAAAACGGUCAUUAAAGCAAAUGUGUGAAGAUACUUGGAGAUGGCAGUCAAAGAACCCAAUUGGAUUCAGAACUUAAAAAUUUGUAAUUAUAAAAAAAAACACUUUUUCAGUUUUUCUAAGUUUUAUAUUAUUUGCAAAAUGCAUCGUUAGUAAAAUAUUUUUUUAAAAUCAUGAUCAUCAGCAGAAUUUUCAAGUUCUGAUUUCCACAAGCCAAUUCAAUUUUGUCAUAUCCUAUUGUUUAAUGAUUAUAAAUGAACAAAAUAACUAUGAGAUAAUACUGCCGUGAGCAGGUAAUUGGCAGUACCUGCAGAAAUGAGUUUGAGACAUUUGAUGAAACAUGUUUUGAAUUUAAAGGUAACAAUAGGGAAAUGCUGGAAUUAAACUCUUUUUGGUGCAUUUUUUUCAAAAACCAAAACCAAAGCUUGUACAACAAAUGACAAAAUUGCAAAAAGUAAAAAAAAAUUUAAAAAAAAGAAAAAAAUGAAAUUGCCUUUACCUGCCCACAGCAGAAUACGUUCUUAUUCUUUGACCAGUUUAUGUACUAUAGAUUAUGAUUGCAAUCCAAUGUGUUAAAUGUUGUGAAUUUAACUA